Camelina sativa (false flax) is the source of this 504-nucleotide messenger RNA. Its product is annotated as defensin-like protein 194. Gene Ontology annotation, cellular component: extracellular region. Gene Ontology annotation, biological process: defense response. Lineage: Eukaryota; Viridiplantae; Streptophyta; Magnoliopsida; Brassicales; Brassicaceae. The record is from RefSeq and is a predicted model, not a curated record. Gene Ontology annotation, molecular function: sodium channel inhibitor activity.
UAAAUAACACCACAGCAACAAGGGUUGAGCCCUGCAUUUACACAUAUAUACAUUAUCGCUCCAAAGUGAAAGAGAGAGAAGAAGAUGAGCAUGGCAACGAAGUCAUCAGUUUCUACCUUGGCCAUAUUUGUCAUCCUCUUUUUGGUCAUCUCUGAAAUAUCUGAGAUACAAGCGCGAGAUGAUGACGAGUGCCUGAAAGAAUACAUCGGUGCGCCUCCAGGCUAUUGUCUGGCUUAUAUUUAUCCGUCAUUGUGUUAUCAUAAAUGCCAAUUGGAGAAGGGCGCUAAAGGUGGGAAAUGCAAUUAUGAUAAUCUUAAAUGCUUCUGCGACUUCUGCAGCGACAAACCUCACAAUCAGUUUCUAAGCAAUGUUUGAAUCUUGAAAUGUGUAAUGGUUUGUGUAAUAAUCAAAGGUAAGUGUGGUUCAAGAAGUAAUGUAACAAAUGAAUAACUAAAAUAAAAAUAAGAAACGCUAGACGUUUCACGUUUGCUUGUGUUAUUAUUA